UCUUGCUCAACAUUCUUAGAAAUAAACUCCUUGAUGUUUAGGAAUAAAUUUUAACUUACCUAAUACCAGAUUUUAUUUUUUGUUCAGGGCUGUUUCCGAUGCCUGGAAGCUCUCUUUUUCGCCAUAAAGAUGGUGAUAAAUCUUUGCCUUCCACAAUUCAGACCAAGAAUUUACUGCAACAAGAUAUCAGCUGAUGGCUAUGAAGUGGAAAACCUCAUCUCUGAAGACCCUACGAAGAGAAGCCGUGGGUUCAGGACGGAGUACUUCAUCAAGCCGCCUGUCCAUGUCACCGUUUCCUUCCCCUUCAGCGUGGAGCUCUGUUGCAUCAGCAUGGACCUCACGGCUGGGGCCAUCCAGAACUUCACCGGCGUGGAAGUGCACACGUCGGCCGUGGCCGGGAGAGUGACAUGGAACCCCUCUGAGUGCCGGGCCCCAGAUCUGGCCGAGCCGACCAUCCCAGACAAGGAGGCCUUCACCUUGGUCGGCAAAGUCGUGUUGAAAAACCAGAACCAGGUGACGUUCAGCCACAGGGGCUUCAAGGCCAGGCCCCCUUUUGGCCUGGUGGGAGCCACAUUCCCCUCCCCUACUGCGGUGACCCAAGAGCUCUGGAGUAAAGGGCCACUUUCCCUGAGCCACGUUUCCCAUCUCAAGAUCUGUGUCACCCAUGUGACGGGUAGCGGCAUCCCCGGCAUCCGGCGGUUGGAAGUGUGGGGGCAGCCGGCCAGAACCUGCUCCCAGGAGGUGACAAACAGUGUCCUGCUGGCAGCUUCCGAGAGCCUCCCUCAAGAUACCCUGCUGCAGUCCCAGCCCUUGCCCAUGGAGAGCGACUGUGAUCCUGGAGGCCAGUCUGAGGACCAGCCCGCCCCCGGUGGCCUGCCGGACUUGGCUGGGGGCCUUGGGGAUGUGCCCGAGGAGUUCCUGGACCCUAUCACGCUGGAGAUCAUGCCCUGUCCCAUGCUGCUGCCCUCAGGCCAGGUCAUUGACCGGAGCACCUUGGAGAAGUGCAACCGUAGCGAAGCCACUUGGGGCCGCGCCCCCAGUGACCCCUUCACGGGAGUGGCCUUCACCCCGCACUCACAACCCCUGCCUCACCCAUCCCUCAAGGCACGCAUCGACCACUUCCUGCUCCAGCACUCUGUCCCUGGCUGCCACCUGCUUGGCCGGGCCCAGUCUGCACAGACGGUGGCGCCUUCCUCUAUCGUUCUGCCCUCCCGCAAGAGGAGGAUGGAACCCACCAGUGGCAAUCCGAUGGCAGAGGCCGCCUGCUUCUCUACCACGAGCCUGCUGAUCUCACCCACUACCUCAGAGCACACUGCUAAGAAAGCGAGAGGAGCGGCAGAGCUGGGGCUGGCACACAUGGACUGCUCCCCAGGUCCGAUGUCCCAUGAGCAGAAGCUGUCACACAGCUUGGAGAUGGCCUUGUCGUCCACCCUUGGCUCCCUGCCCUCCUUCACAUCUCGGCUAAGCAGGGGACAGCCCCAGCAAACAGAGCAGCCCGGUAGCAGCCUGGGCCCUGCGUGCGCCUCCUGCAAAAGCCUGUGUUCUCCGUACUUCCGAACGGACCCUGUGUACCAGCUGUCCUGUGGCCAUCUCCUGUGCCGGCCCUGCCUGGGGCAGAAGCAGUGCGCCUUGCCCAUGACGUGCCCAGCCUGCCAGUGCCCGGUCGCCAGCCAGGAUGUGCUGCGGGUCCACUUCUGAGUGAGCUGCUGCCACGCCCCAGGAAGACCCACUUCGGGGACAAGCUGAGGGGCUGCAGGGCAGAGUGGGGCUCACUGUUGCCCUGACAUCCUGCCGGGUCCCUGGCAGAGGGGCCUGAGUGGACUCCUGGGUGGCCCCCUCUUUUUCUCUCUCUGUCCUUCCCCCAUCUAGCAUCCAGGCCCUGGGGGAAGAGCUGAGGAGGGCUGCCCACCUCCUGCUCUUGUGGCACCUGGAUAACAAAGCCAUAGGUAGGGAUGUCGGGGUGGGCGACAUCUCUGCCCUCCUGUGCCCCCGCCAGUUCCCUGCCAGAGCCCAGGGCCUGCUAAGCGCCUGCACCCCUGCUGAGGGCCCCCAGCUGUCUUCAGACACACAUCCGUCCUGUGGGGUGGAUGAGUGGGGCACAGUAGACUGGUCCAGGGUCCCAAGAGUCGCCAAGUGUCACCCUUAAGUGGACAGUGCUGGGGGCACCGAGGGAACAGCUGCCCCCACCGGCAGCCUGCUCGGAGCCUUAAUAAAGUGCUGGUGGACAUCAACUGUGA
Suncus etruscus (white-toothed pygmy shrew) is the source of this 2237-nucleotide messenger RNA. RefSeq names its product U-box domain containing 5 (gene UBOX5). Gene Ontology annotation, molecular function: ubiquitin-ubiquitin ligase activity; ubiquitin protein ligase binding. The record is from RefSeq and is a predicted model, not a curated record. NCBI's taxonomy places the organism in Eukaryota, Metazoa, Chordata, Mammalia, Eulipotyphla, Soricidae. Gene Ontology annotation, biological process: protein polyubiquitination. Gene Ontology annotation, cellular component: nucleus.